CAACUUGGUACGAGAGGCCCUUGCUGCCAUGCUGGUCCUCACGACGACAGGGCACGCCCGUCCCCACAACAACGAAAACCUAGUGUGCUGCGCUAGUGGUGAUGGUCGAGAUGGCGCAUGCGCAGGCCCCACGAGACGGCGCUGCGCUCACUUUGUUGCCCGCCUGGCCCAGCGGCCCAAGCGCGGCCAACGGGGGCAUAGUGAAUCCCCACUGUGGCCCACUACGCUAGGAACAACCGUCACCUUAUCAGUCGGUAGGGAGCCAAAGCAGCGAUCGGACUACAGUGCGUGCGUGCGUGCGUACUCAUACAGUGUGGUGCGGUUGGUUUCGUUCAUUUUAGUGAAGUGCCAUUGCUUGAUUGCUUUGUCGCGCUGGACGCCUGCCUGUUUGUCCGCUAGCCAUUGUAUUCGGCUACCUUCAGCAACAGUAGCCUCAUACCAAACAUUAGGGCAGGUGGUAUUCACUUGCCGUAGAAUGCAGUUUAGCGUUCAUAUCAUGUGUUACAUAAACUACACAUGCAUAUAGGUAUGUGCAUACGAGUCCUUGACAGUUGCACGUUGGUGACCAUUGAAGGAUAUCAACUGUCAAUAUGGGAUACGUCGCUGUAACUUUCCAUUUUUCACCUACCUUCACCUUUUUGCUCACUCAGCCCCAGUAACUUGACAAACUCUUCUAACUUUGUUUUGUUACAACGGAGUAACUUACUACUGAGGCUGCUACAACCGUUGUGUAGGCGGAGCAAAGCGCGCCGAUUAAAGCCGGGAGCAGUCAAGUGGCGCGAAACUGCUGGAAAGAAUCCCUCGGCUUCUGUGAUUCUGUGCGUGAGUGUGUUUAAUAUUGAGCCGGUCGAAAAGGAAGUUCAGUGCGUGAAGAGAAAAAAAUCAAAUAGUAGGUGUUGUGGUGGUUGGAACAAGUUGAGAAGUUAUUGUGGAUUGUGUGACGCUCCCGGACGUAGACGCGACGACGACAUACCCACAGGCUAAUGUAAUUUACCCUUGAGUUAAAGACUGCAUCAGUCUGAAAAGAAGUUCUCGUCAGUCUCUGACAACUGACAUUGUGCAAGUUGACUAAAGGUUGAUUUUGAGGGCCGAAGCCGAUAGGAUCGCUAAUCUCAUUUGAGGUAACAGGCGUUGUGCGUGCUGUUGUUAUUUCGUCGUCGUUGUUGUUGUUGUUGUUUUUGCGUGCCGCUUGUACGCGGGACGGUCUAUAUGAGUAUGUGCUUGGCCUGCCUGUUCGUCUGUAUGUGUAUAACGAGUAUUAGGGCAAUCAGCGCAGGAGCAGUGCCGUGAAUGCGCUUACGGACGUUUACGCCGAUACUGAUAGGCGAACCGCAACGAAUGACAGUGCACCAAGCAAUGUGUGACAGGCUCGCUGAUAGCUGCAGCCGCCCAAAACGGAAAAGCAAUAAAAUUUGCAAUUCGUUUACCGUGCCGAAAUUGUACGCCUCUUGCUGCCGCCAUGACCGUAACUACUAUAGCUGCUCCCGAAUGAUAGCUAUCAUAACACCUAGGGGAGUUUUGUCGACAUCAACUACCAAGAGCAGCAGUGUUCACAACGAAAAAGGUAACAGCCAAACACAUUUGAUGGUCGUCGAUUACUGAUGCGACUUCAACUACUGCGGAAACAGCGGUUUCCUUGAGUGUUGUUCCCGCGCUGCCGGUGUCGCCGCCGUCAUCAUUACCAUCGUCGGUACGAUAGCAGCACUUCUAUGGACAAGCGGGUUUCUGCAGGAGUAGUACCUGGUAAACGUGAUAGUAUCUGAAGCUAUUAUUGUCGCCGCCGAUUUUGAUAAUGUUAUGCCGCUGGCGCCGACGCUGCUUGACCAGCCGCGAGUGUUCUUUGGCAGGCAAUGCUGCUGAUGUGUGAGUGCGUUGGGAUGAACAUGAGUGGACCGUAUAGGCCACACAAUUGAUCAUGGCGUUGGCCGCACUAUCAGUGCUAUGCUGGCUGGUGUGGCUGUCGCGAGGUCUCCCUCCGGGGGGUUCAGCCGCUGUUGCUGCUGAGGUGACGUCGUCGUCAACUAUCGCCGUCAAAAUCCACCCAAAGCAAGUUCAUGCAAGCCCCCCUCAACAGCAUCAACAAGCCUUGACCGCAGACGUCAACCGCAACGUCCCUCCAUAUUUUGUGUCGUCGUAUCAUACAGAAGGUGGCGCUUCUCCCAGAAACGGUGUCCAUAGCUCUGCUGUUCACAGUCCUCAGGCGAUGGACACUGUACAACUUGAACCGCAGCGAUAUCCGUACCGAACAGUCGUCUCGGCCGAUAACUACGGAGGGGAUGCUCGUGGAAGUGCGACAAGACCGCUUGACGGCCAAGCGUUAUUUGAACACGGCGAAAGUCGAGACGGCGAAGGCUUACUGGACGGCCGCAGUGAUGCUGGGCCAGAUCAGGCCAUCGCUAGCGACGGCGGCGACAACGAACACCUUCGUAAAAAAUCGUCAUUUGCAAAAGAAAUCGAAUCCGAAACGGAGGAUGGCGAAAUCAAGUAUGGAGUUUAUCGUAGUAGCAAUGAUCUUCACGCUGCCCACGAUUCUCCCAUUAAUUACCUGCCUAUUCAGCAGUCAAGACUAGCUAAUUGCUCGAAUUUUCUACAGGCAAUCCGCGGAAAGCAGUUCCCUUUGAGGAUAGUUCGUUCGACCCGUACUCGAGUAACCCUUAGCCAUCCAUUCAUCGAUACUCAACUUGGAAUCCUUUCAGGUGGAACAUACACAGUGAACCUUCCGACUCUGCCCAUCGAGCGGUCUUCAACGCCGCAUGAAGAAGCGCGGUAUGUCUUCGUCGAGGGCGAGUCCGCUAAAGAUGUCUUCAGCCAUCUCCCUGCAAAGGUUACCAACCAGUGUGGGGUCCAAGGUGGUGUGGUAAUGGUUCUUCAUGGUGGGGAGAGACCUCAUAAUGAGAGCCCCUCGCAAGGAGAAGCUCAGAGCAAAGGGCUUAGUCUGCACUGGAAGCCUGACAUCGACACGUCUUCCGAAAGCGAUGCACUGAGAAGAGGAAAGAUAGCUGAGACCGUUACUCUUACGGUGGUCUAUUCUCUCAACUGGAAUACUUUAGCAGUAGAAGAAAUCAACGUACAAGUCCGAUCUGGUUGUCACCGUUUGAUGGAAACUGCCAUCGUCGAUGUAUCGGACCUGAAUAUGUUUAGCUCAUGCGCAGAUAAUGAUGUCCAACUGAUUCUCCAGGCGCCAAGGGGCCACCGGUUGUUCGUGCAGUUUACCUCAUUGGCGGUACGAGGGAAUGCAAAGAUUUCGGCCCGCACAGAAAGUGAACGAGGUCCAGGUAGUGCGGGGGUUGUGGCUGUCCCUCAGCGAAUACCAUGGGACCACCAAGAACGACGCCAUUCCAGCAGGCCACUCAGACCGCUCAACAGCAAUCUUCGACCUCCACCUGGCCGUCGGCGGUUAACCUCUCCGACCGGCAUGAGGGACCAGGGGGUUUUUCUGGGUGUUGUUGCCGGAAACAGUACAAAAGCGAGAGAGUCCUUGCUGUUAACCUUGCCUGGGGAAGUCCUCAAUUCCGACGAGGGCCGUUGGGUGGCACUUGAAUUUCAUGUUUGCCGUCCCCUUGACGCGCAGGGGGCCGGUAACAGUGACACGGUUGGUUGCGAGUUUGCCUUUACCGCCUACGCCCUUAAAACUAACGGCUGCAACGCAUCGUACAGUGAGUCCGCUUCCUGGAACAGCCCAUUUUUCCCCGCGAGAUAUCCACCGGGCCUCAACUGUCGUCUUAAAAUCUCAGCACCACCAGGUCAGCGUGUGGUGCUUACAGUUCACAGGUUGAGUUUGGGUUUAGGAUGUGGGGACCUGCUUAGAAUAGGCCCACUGGCAGGUUCCCAGGUCAACGAGACACUUUGCGGCGGAACUUUAGGUGACACGACUGACGCAGAUGCACAGAGGGAAAAUCAAGAAACGACGCCGGAUAGCUCAGCUCAGAAAACCUUUGCUCCAAUGGUGUCGCUAACAGAAGAACUUAUUAUCGAGUUUUUGAGCGAUCUCGAUAAUAAUGACGGGGGAGCUGGGGUGUCCUUAUCAUGGGAAGUCGUGUCAGUAUGCGUAAACCGCAGUCUUACAGCGGCAUCUGGCGAGAUGUGCUUCAACUCAUCGACGGAACUGCGCUUAGCUGUAUCUGUAGACGUCGACUGUGUCUUCACCGUUUACGCGCCACUUGGAUUCAAGGUGCACGUGGAGCUCACCGAACUGUCAGCGGUUGAUUUGUCGGAACCCGGCAAACGCAAUAAUGCAUCCAUUAAUUGUGGACGACACUUCAUUGAAGUAGACAGCGGCACUGGCCGCACUCGCCUGUGUGGCGACUGGACGUCAGAAAUGUUAGGCACCACCUCAUUUGGUGCCUUUGACUCGUCUGAGAGCAUCUGGCGAUUGCGGAUUCACGGACAAGCCAGUCCCCUUCGCAGAUUAGCCUUUUGCGCCCGAUAUGAGCGGAGAGUAUCAGACGCCAAGUACCUGCGCUGCGACCCCUCUGAGGGGAAGAGUACAAAUGACACCGAGCUCUUUUGGCUCUCGAGGGGAAACUUUUGUUACAGGGUAUUCUCGCGACAGCUGUCGUGGUGGGGCGCAAACGAUCAUUGCUUACGAGAAGGCGGGUUUCUUGCAUUCGUCGACUCGAGGGAGAUCCAGAGUUUGCUCGACAAAAUGCUGUACGCCAGUCCAGUUUAUCCGGAGCGACGAAGUUUCUGGAUCGGAGCCUCGGAUGUCCGCUAUGAGAGCUGCUUCGAGUGGCCCGAUGGAAGCGCUGUACGAUACACCAAUUGGUUCCCGGGCUGGGCUAACUUUAGCAACUACAACAAACAACCUAACGAUGAUGCGGACUCCGAUCAAGACUGUGUACAGGUCCAAGACAUAUUCGUGUUCCCAUCGAAAGGACGAGGAGUAACCGAGAGUUUUUUCUGGAAUGACCGCCACUGCCAAGCCGAGAAUCCGUUCAUCUGCCAGAGACCCCGAGCAGGUUCGACGAAUUCAGGGCGGCCGGGUAGCUUCGUUGACCUUGACGUCAACUGCAAUCGGUCGGUCAUAUUGAGUGGUUCGCAGCCGUCAGAAAUGCUGCACAGUCCGCUAUUCCCUGCUGCGUAUCCCCCCAGCCGCAGGUGCCAUUUUUCUGUGCAACUGUUACAUACUUCCCAACAACACCGGACUCAUAGUAACGCCUCCAUCGAGCUGCGAUUUCUUGAGUUUGACUUAGAGAGCCACGAAAACUGCGACUAUGACUAUGUAGAGGUCACGGGUGGAGCCUGGCACCCUCCGGGUCUUCUACAGUCGUCGGGAGGUCGAAUCUGUGGCAACUGGAAUGAACGUAUUAAACUGCUGCGUUUUACCGCGUCGCGUAGUAUGCAGAUCACUUUCGUGAGUGAUUUCUCGCAUGCUUUCAAAGGAUUCAAAGCCGAAGUGCUGAUCGUCAACGAUGACGAUGAAGAUCCGAGCGGGCAUCGGGAGCGCCGCUGUGAGUCUGCAGACUACCAUUUCCACAGCGGUCACUGUUACCUUGUUGGUGGCAUGCCCCAGGUCUCGGGGAACACAGCAGCUGCCAUUUGCAGGGAAUUAAACGCGACAUUGCUCACUAUCCAGAUGGAUGAUGAAGCUGCCGUUUUCCAGUCGGUCCAGCUGCUGUCGGAGCUGCUUGAACAACAGGCGUGGAAGAGCUAUUCAUAUCGCGUUCCGCUGUGGUUUUGGGUAAACUCUCGCAAAACCGAAUUAGAUACCAGCGCCCAGCAAAGCGAUGACGUCACUCUUGACAGCAUCAACGCUGAUGCAGAACAUCGCAAAUGUGGUGCAAUUCCCUCGAAGCAUCAUCCAACCUUCAACGCAUCGUUUAUUUGGAGAAGGUGCACCUUGACAGGAGGAUACGUUUGCCAAAAAAAUCCUGUUGUUGUUCCAGCCGAGCUCAAUUCGACGCUUACGAGCCCUUCGGGGGUGGCCGGAUGCGUACGGACCCCAGCUCCCGAUAUGCCGUACCUUGAUAACCUGCACUACACUAAAAGGAUCGUCGCUGAACCUGGCCAACGCAUAUUCGUGUUCUUCAAGUCGAUCGACGUGGAGUGGCAGGCCCAGUGCCUUUACGAUUAUGUCGAAUUGUCCCUGUCGCCGUCCGGAUCGGUCGGAACAGCCAGUAGUAACAGCAAUGGAGAAUUAACGAGUAGUAACAGCGUCAGCGAACGAGCGCCGAAAGCUUUGCGGGGAACUACCUCCAUUGAAGGAGAUUCACCGCUGAGAAUAUGCGGUCAGAUGGAGAACGGUCAAAGACCAACGAUUGUCUACAACGGAAUAGCUCGUGUCAUGGAACGAAAUGAGAGCUUGCAGUUCAUCUCAUCGGGAACGGAGCUCCAGGUGACAGUGCACACGGACCACUCGACUCUCGGGUCCGGCUUCACUUUAAGCUACGAGGUGCUAAACAUCAUAUCAGAGUGCGGUUCUAAAGACAUUCCUGUUGUCCGCUAUGUCGAAGAAGGGAGAGCGAAGAGUUUCACCUCCAUACGAUAUCCACAACCGUACCCGCCAGCGGUAAGAUGCCACUACCAGAUUCAGCCGGGUGUAAACGGCCCAACUUCGCGCGGUCACCAGCGAAAACAACGCAAUACCGGAAGGACGAAAAAGGAACGCUAUGGAGGUCUAGGUGGCAAAGAUGGCCCAACCACCGUACUUCUUACUUUUGACGCUUUUCAAGUCGGGACGCGGAAUCAUACAACUAAUUUCUGCCUCGACGAUUAUCUGGAGCUCAACUUAGGAGACGGCGACCGCACGCUCAAACUUUGCGGCUAUCUUCCCGAAGGUCACCAGGUGAUGGCCUACCAGACGUCGGUGUGGAUCAAUUUCGUUUCAAUGAAGGGUGGCUACCGAGGUUUUAGCAUUAAAUACCAGCUAUUUUCGGCUCAGAAGUUAUCGACCGUGCUCUCGGUGGGCGAAGGUGGCUCAGAAUUGCGCCCACUUAAUUAUCCCCAGCCAGUGCCGGCACACCUCAGCCAGCUUUCAGUGCAAAUCUUCUCAGGCGCUGGACACCGGAUAGAAUUUGUCACGCGCAACUAUACUGGCCGUCACAUGGGCAAUUUGAAAAAAAUCAUCUUCGAGGAUCCGUUUGCCCAAUUUCACAAAACUCAGAAGGUCUUCCGUGCUCAAGAUUACAAUCGGACAAGGCGGGCGGUAGCGACUUCUAAUUCUAUUCCGACAUCACAGUGGCAAAGCGUGGUCUAUAUUCCAUCUGACGGCAACGCCUCCUCCGGUGUCUGGUCCAACCCCGAGUCCAAUAUGGACUCCACCUCUACUAAGCUCGUCACCAUCAAAAGCUUGCUUAACGGAAUGGUUAUCAACUACGAACCGCAGGAUAACUUGCUUAUUCGCUACAAGGUCAAAAAAGAUGAAAACUUUACGUCGGUAGCCGUUAAGGGGUUGGAUGUACCGGAGUCCAGCUUUGCUCUGCCUACCUGUAGGCCUAAUCCGUGCUUCAAUGGCGGCCGUUGCAUAGAAGAGAGUGGUCGCAACGUAUGCAAGUGCCUGUCUGCCUUUAAUGGUGUUUUGUGUCAUUUGAGUCCUUGCGAUAAUGGCUUCUGCGAACGAGGUGUAUGCCGAGUGAACGAAAGUACUAGAAUGCCCGAAUGCUUCUGUGAAUCUGGAUAUAUAGGUAAACGGUGUGAGCAGAGACGGUCUCCGUGUGAACAAAACCCAUGCAAGCACGGCACGUGCAGAGUCGUCACGCGACCCGGAAGUGUGGUCGACUAUGACUGUGCCUGCCCUUACGCCUACGAUGGACGAAACUGCGAGCAUCAUCAUAAGCUGAUUCGGACACCACUAUCAGAGCGUAUGAUAAAGGAGCCAUUUUGGCUAGGCUUGAUUACGGUUGGAACUGUGCUCCUUAUCAUCUUAAUGGUAUACUGCGUCAAACGGAAGUUUGCGGAUAAAAUCGAAAAGUUCCUGGCAGACGAGAUCGAACGUUCCAAGAACAACCCUCCGUCGCCACAGGCAGCUCGCUACAGCGUGGGCUCCGCGAGGCCGUCUCUCACGCCAGUCUCCACAUCGGCCGUGCCAGCAAACACACGAAGCCUGAGUCCCCAGCCGACGCAAAGGUCCAGCUCCUCACUACUUAAUAGGAUCCGACGACAAAGCAUUCGCGCAGGAAGCCCAACCCCCCAAUGCCCAAGCGGGAACGCCCUCGGUAGAACGAAAAGUGGCAGUGCGUGCGGCACGGGCAGCGCCAGUAGCCAGCAGCUCAGCGUAGCUGGCGCCUCCGCGUCGGCGGCCGCUCAGUAUAACAGUAGCGGGAAUAACAGCCGCCAGCAGUCAAACACACUUAUUGAGGAAGUACUGCCUACAGCCAGCAGCUCGAACCCGUUUUGCCUCGAGGAUAUUGUAAAGCGAGCGACGAGUUCAGGUCUAGCGUCAAAGAAGCACUCGCUCAAUUCGACCUCCGACAGCGACUGUAAUACCAACUCUGCGCAGCGGAAGCCGUCUUUGCUGCACCAGCCAUCCUCCUCUGAACGCAGUAAACCUGAAAAGAACCCAGAGACUGCCAAGAUUCUCGCCAGUCUCGUCGCCCCGUCCCAGGACACCAAGAGAAGAAUGAGUUUGGACGAGUUCAUCCGUCUGAGCGAGAGGAAAUUGCAGCAUGCGCGUCGCUCAACGGAGGACACUACACCCGGAGACGUCAGCGAUGUAUCUAUUGCCUCCGAGGCGUCCUCCAUGGAGACCAGUUUUAUGCAGGCUCAUCAUCAGAUGCGUCCGCACUCGUCAAUCCGUGAGCAUUCGUUCGAGCGUAGCAACUCCUCCGUUGAAGACCCCGAAGUAUCCGGCAGCUCUUUGCUGGCACGUCAGCCGUCGACCACCACGGCUCUUCACUUACGCACCGAUCAGUCUCGGGACGGGGAUGGCUUCACUUCAGCCUCCGAAAACGAACAGAUUCACAAGACCAAUAAUACCAGCAGUAAUCCUAACAGGCCGCCUGUGCGACAGUACAGACUCUACAACACCCGGCAGAGCAGUAGCCAACGAGAAACCCCCACUCUGAUUCUGAGCUCCCGCUGUGGCACUCCCCGGGGUUCCUUCGAUGCACAUUUUUCAUCCUCGGAAAGAGACUCCACUGAUCAAACAACGACAGCUACCUGCAUUACAACAACAGGCGGGCCAAGUCAAACAACUAGUGGUCCACCUGGUAGCGCAUUUGCGUAUGCUUUAGCGCAGACAGCAGAAGAAAUCCCCAGCGCCAACAUUCCAGCGUCUCCGCAGAAGGGACCUCUUGGUAGCCCCAGCUGCGCUGCCGGACAACAGCAACAAGUUCUUCAUCAGGCGACAAGCGGUCUUAACACGAACAGCAACAGCAACAACAACAACAACAACAACAACAACAACAACAACAACAACGACACCAAUGCCACUGAACAAAUGUCGCUCAAACAAGCAAAGGGAGCCGCUUUCAUGGAGCUCCUACACAAGACCAUCGCCCAACUACCGCAGAGUCAUGAUGUAGAGGGUGGCGGCGGAACCCCUUUCCAGGCCCAUCCUGAUCGGCCAGCCUCUCCAGGACUGACCAAAGUCUCCGCACAUACGAACCCCCCUGCCCCCGUUACCACAACCCAACUAUCUCCGUCCUAUGACCACAAACUGUUCGAACCAUCCACAACACAGGUCUCAAUGCUGUGUCUUCCUCGGAUGCAGGCGCCAGAGCCUAAACUAAAGUCGCAUCCGGCUGAAGUGCUACCCCUAAGGAAGUUUUCCGUCGAGCUGCCCAUGCCUAAGAUUCUUAUCACAACCAACGUAAGCUCAUGCGAGUCUGAGACCGAGAGUCCACCAAGGUCACCGGUCUUGGCCACGGGGGCACAUGGUGACUAUCCGACAGAACGAUGCCAGCUAGGCGCGACCGUAGCGGCAGCAGCAGGCAGCGGUCCGGUCAAAAUGUGUUACCUUUCGCCAUUCAUGGGGGCACCCGGUGCCGCUGAUUCACGGACAAUCUCCGAAUCGAACCUCUCCACCUCGGGCUAUUCAUCCAUUUCGAGUCCGGGUCUCUCCCGCUGCAACUCGAGCAGCCCAAUGAUUGCCGAUGAGACAACUGUUGGGGCUUUCCAACGCGCGGGUCAGGGACACCUGCAAGCAAGUCCUACUCGCGCGGCCCGCAAGGCCUCCCAUCAGCUCGUGGCGACCUUCAGCAGUAAUUACCCCCCUCCAAACAGCAGCAGUAGCAGUAACGCUAGUAGCGCCAGUACCAGUGUCCGCGAACAGCACCAUGUCGGCAGCAGCGGUCGGGAGAGGGACGAGGGAAUGUGCACAACCCCUUUAAUAACUAGGCCGGGAGGCCCAUUCGGUCAGUAUUUGUUGGAGCCCGACGGCCAGGAAUCUACGAAACGGCGGAGCUCUUUCGGGGGAUGCUUCACCUCGCAUGAGGGCCCAGGGAGUAAUUCACGACACCAUAUCUCCGUUAUGGCCGGACAUUGCGGCAUGGGCGGACUACAGCCAAGCCAUCCCGGCAGUAGAUGUCCAUCUAGAGCUAAUGAGCGCAUUCUACUAUUCAGAGCUACCCGAAAUAGCCAACAGUCGACCUCAAACGAGGAGUCGUUUGAUGAAGAAAUCAAACGUGAGCUUGAAGGACGAUACAAUCAACCAUCCUCUGCCCAGGAUGUAUGCGGCCACGCUACUCGAGGUCACUGGAUGCCGUCCUAUGCGAGGACCGCCUCAUCGUUGGAUAUUCCGUUGGAUGAACCUGCGAUGGGGAGGUCCCGUGCCCCCUCGUCGUGGUCGGUGCCGGAUUCGAUGAGGCACGACCAUGAAACCACAAUCCACAGUGCAGCAGCCGGCAACGUAUGCAACCACAUCCGAACGGCGUUUCAGUUGGAAGAGCCACGGGAUUCGUUCUCGCAUCACGGCCCUGAUCAGGAAAGGGAAAUCCGUGAGGUUCUUCUACAGCGAGUCCGAUGCAAAGGGUGGCAGCAACCUCCAGCUGGACAACAAGCAGGGACCGGGAACUCGGAGCAAAACUCCGGCGGUUUGGGAAACGUCUCACUUUCACCCUCGCAUCUCGAGCCCACGACUCUCUUAACGUUGGGUCAGGAGAUAACUGGCGGCUUGUCUUCGCCAUCAUCGACCGCUUCAAUGGAGUCCGUUGUGCCAUCGAAGAUCUGUAGAAAUGCGUCAAAGGCGAGCAUGAGCGGGACUUUAGCGUCAGGCCUGCCGGGCAACGUGACCACCUCCGAAUCUGACUCAGAACGCAAGCACGUCGCCCAGGUUCAGGCGCAAAGAGCGGCUCGUCGCCUCCAAAAGAAGCAGAGAUCUGUUGAUGCCGGGUGUGGUAGUACUGUGGCUGGCGCUGGCGGAGGCGGAUCUUCCGGACAACUUCAGGUUGAUCGCCAGAAGCUCAGCCCGGGCUUGCGACCGCAAAGAAGUAGGUCACCAUGUCUGUCGCCGUGGUCUUCCGUAGACCGCCCUGGAUAUUCGACCAGAGGAUCGGCCCAAGAUCUUGGAGGAAAAAUGUUCAUCUGCUCCAGCUCAAGCUCCGAUGAAGAACCUACAAUAGACUAUGCAAUGAACUACAUAGAAGCUACCAAUCGGCAACCGCUUGGAAAUGCACGUCUCAUGCGUAGCGCCACUGUAGAAACGUGCGACUGCUUACAUAAGCCUAGAAGACAAAAAUCAUAUUGUUCCCAGGAGUUGCAGUCGCCACAGAACCAAACGCCCCUGUCGUCAUCUCGAAAUCUGCUGGCGCAGCCUACCACGCCAUGCUAUCAGAAAUCGGCGAGUUUCAAUGGCGGAUGUGACUAUGCAGCUCCCGGAAGUGAAGGAAGCCCGCAUGGAUCGCCAAGUAGAGGUUCGGCCAUGGGGGCGUUCCGUGGCCUCAGUCGUGAUGCGUCCUCCAACAGCGGGUCCUGGGGUAGUCACCAUUCCUUGCGGAGGCAGUGCGCCCUGCAGGAAAAUACUGCCGACGAAAUGGACGUCUUCGGAGACAUUCCCGACCCCGAUUUCUACCCCCGAGCAGCAGUGACGGAGACUCGACCGCCCGCAGAAACCAGGGCGGAACACCCCCACGAGGUUGGACAAAAGGGCGGAGUUUCGGAAGGACAUGGCGAUGCUGUGGACUGCUGUGGACCGAUUUCGACUCGACGAGCGAGCUCGUCCAAAGUCUCUACUCUUGGUAAAAUCGUCACCCGAGGUACCUACUCGAACUCAGAGUCUUCGGUAUCCUCAGUGGACAAAACCGACCUCUCUUCGGGGAAAGAGAUCGACAUGCCGAAGAUCGAAAUCCAAAUGCCCACGCCCAUUUGUGAAAACAAGGACUUUGAACAACAGAAACAAGUACAGCCCAGGCCGAGCGGAUUCGACGGACUCGGCAGUGAGGAUAAGCUUCCGACAAUCAUGGUGCAAAGUGCCACACCCGUGGCCACUCCGGUGCUAGAACAUAAGGUGUUCCACAUCAUUCAGCCCACAACCCUAGAGGCGGAGCAGCCUGAAGAAAUGCGUUCACUAAUCCGUAGCAGUGGUGCCUCAUUUCAGGCUUUGCCCGGCCAAUCGUCCCAUCAGCACGCUCAUUCCAGUUCCCGGUGGGAACGGGACCUUCGUAGGUUACGUUCCGAAUCACUCAGCGGUUCCUCCCGUGCUCCCAGUCUUACAAACGUUCUCUCGUUCGAUGACUCGCCGUCCUGGCUGGGAAUGAGCAACGACAGUUUUCAAAUGAGCUCUAUUUUUGAGCCCGAAACGGAGGUAGGACUCUACGAUGAUGACAAUGAAAGUCACGCCGCCAGAGCUCUGAGUAAUGUAUCUCCGAGUAGCAAACAAUUAUACGGCUUGCCUGCUCAACGACAACAACCACAACAUAUAUUCGCAGCCACCGACAUAAAAACCAGCAAGGACCUGAAAACGGACAUACCUCAGGUUCGAGUGAAGUUUGAGCCAUCUGAGUACAAUUCAGGCGACUCCAAUGUAAUUGCCUUAGUACCCGAAACUAAUGCUUUAACAGGAUGUGAAACAGUAGAUGCAAAAUCGAUCGGUAGCGGCUGCAGUUCUGCAUCUGGGGUAAUUUGUAUCGAGCUGGAGCCGCCCACGCCGACGACGGACGAGGACGCUCAGUUCGGAUGCGGUAUUAUCUCGUUCCAGAGUCCUCCGGAGCCUAGCACACCCACGAGUCCCUUAUCAGCCGUUUCGAACCAACACUACCAUUCCUUUUCAGCAAUAGCAUCCUCAGCGGAGUGCAGUCACCAACAGCGACAUCAGUGGGAUAGUGAUAACGGUAACACAGAAACCGUUGCACCAUCGCCAUCUGUUUGUUCCCAUCCCACCGAUUAUCAAUGUACACAGCGCAAUAUCUCUUCGCCGGCGUCGCAACCGCAUGAGGAUCUUUUUCUGACCGAUCAGACGAUGACGGCGACCACCACGACUGGAAUGACCAGCGUUCGAGAAAGCCCAGCUGGGGUUGUCGACAAUAGCAGCAGCAGCAGCAACAACAACAGUAAGGACAACAGUAGUAGCGCCACCGACGAGGGCAACAACCCUCAACACAAGACAUAGUGAAUCAUGCAGCAGUCUCAUGACGAUGAGGCAGAGCCAGCUCGGUCGUCGGUCCCGAUCUAGAUGUUCAAUUUGUAUGUAAUAGGAAAGCAUUAACAGCAGUACCUUACUGCUCGAAGACGCUGUUACUUAUCGGGGAGAAAAAAUUUAACCGAAAUGAAAGAAAGCAAUAGAACAGACUCUAAUCUUGUUUACGACAGUCAUAAGCUGAUAGGCUAGCUGAAGGUUAAGUAGCUCAGAUGAUCAGGCAAAGAUGCUUAUACAGGUGGAGAGGGAAGCAGCUGAAAGGUAAGUGAUAAGUAAGAGGAGGAAAGUGAUGAAAAUUGCAUCAGUAAAGCACAAGAAUGAAAAGGGCAAUUUUACAUACACAUAAUAGAAUGAGAAGACACUAUAUAUCUUGAAUGCGAAAUAAGCACACAAAGGGCGACGAAAUAGUCUAUUACAUGGAAGUCAUGUACUAGUACUGUUGUUAAAAUUAUGAUUACUUUCAUUAAGCGUAUUUAGCGCGCAAACGACGUACAGGAACAGGUGCUGCUGACUAUCGUAUUGAAACAAAAGAGCAGCCCAAGAGCAAUCGAAAUAAUGCUGCCCUCGAGAUAACAUUAGUGUGCGACCAUAUGGAAAAAUAUAUGGGUUAUUUCUAUUAAUACCUAGCUAAAUGGACAAGCAUAAAUAACAAGCACGCAUAAGAAUAUAGUAAAAGACAUUAGUAUAAUGAUGGUUGCGUCGAAGAUUAUUAUAGGUACAUGCACACUGACUGGGCCCAUGAACGUUUACGUCAAUGUGAGUCCAGUCGGCUCUUUUUGAUUAGCACAACAAGCAUGCCUGUUUAUCUGUACAUAAGUAGCAUGAUAACAAAACACCAUACACGAUAUAGCACUCUCAAAACGAGAUGACCAUUUAAUGAUAGUUAUUAUAUUUCGAUAUAUUCAUACUCGUAGUGACGAUGAAUGCGACGAUAAUGUUUAUUGCAAUAAUUAUUAAUACUGUUAUCUCAGCUAUA
Molecule: messenger RNA, 14486 nt
Organism: Varroa destructor (honeybee mite)
Lineage: Eukaryota; Metazoa; Arthropoda; Arachnida; Mesostigmata; Varroidae
Source: RefSeq, a predicted model, not a curated record